Molecule: messenger RNA, 1079 nt
Organism: Sphaerodactylus townsendi
Lineage: Eukaryota; Metazoa; Chordata; Lepidosauria; Squamata; Sphaerodactylidae
Gene: DAP
Product: death associated protein
Exons: 4
Coding region: 172-492 (106 amino acids)
Biological process (GO): negative regulation of autophagy; apoptotic signaling pathway; cellular response to amino acid starvation
Molecular function (GO): death domain binding
Source: RefSeq, a predicted model, not a curated record
CCUGCGCCGCCAACCCAGCCCGGCCGCCGUAGCGGGCUGUUUGGGGCGGGGCCCUCCUGCCUUGCCCUGCCGCCCCCGCCACGUCGGCAGAACCGGGCGCCAAAGGGGCGGCGCCUGAUCGGCCGGGCGCCGCCUGCGGCUGCUGCUGCCCGCCCGUCCCCUCCCAGCGCGAUGGCUUCUUCACCGCCGCACGUCAAGACCGAGACCCGAGCCGGACACCUGCCCGCGGUCAAAGCUGGUGGAAUGAGAAUUGUGCAGAAACACCCACAUGCUGUGGAUACCAAAGAGGAAAAAGAUAAGGAUGAUCAGGAAUGGGAAACCAGCAGCAGUCCACCUAAACAAACGGUGUUCAUUUCUGGAGUCAUUGCAAGGGGCGAUAAAGACUUCCCUCCCGCAGCAGCUCAGGUGGCUCAUCAGAAACCUCAUCCAUCUGUGGAAAAGCUGCCUCCUCCUCAGCACAUCAACCAGCAUAUCCACCAGCCUCGCAAAUGAAUGGCCUGUGCAAGAUCAGCCUUACUGUUUUAGAGAAGGAACGAUUACAAAGUUUGUGCUGCCAGAGAGCUUUGGAAAAGUGAUCUUAUGUUUUUUGCCUUAAUUGCCUAUGAUUCAAUUAAACGGGGGUGGGGGGUGUGUGGAAUUUACAGUUCUGUCACCCCAUCCAAAUCUUGUUGCUCUUGUGUAUUGCCAAUCAAAAGUGUUACGGUCAUAGAAAGGUGAUAGGGAGGGAAUUAUUGCACAGAUCAAGCAAAUAUUUUAAUGAAUAAUUUUUAAAACUUUUUGUUCCUGGAUCUUGGCUCUAUAGAAAUGUGUAUGUUCUGGGUGGAAGGAGGGAAGUUUGCCUUUCUUCCAGUUUUUUCUAAUUAGAGGUUUUCAGCAGGUGUCAGUCAGACUUUUAUGAAAUCAUUUUGAUUUCUUAAAAAGUUUCCCAAUCUGUUUUUCUUAGAUGUGUCUGAUAAAGAGUCAGCCUCUUAAUUUUCUUUUUUAGUAAAACUUUACCAAAUGUAAACUUUGUGUUAUAUUGUUGUUGACUGAUCUCUUGAUUAUAAUAAAUGUUGGUUCGGUUUCUUCUCAUAAAAAAA